This is a messenger RNA of Papaver somniferum (opium poppy), 534 nucleotides long. RefSeq lists its product as uncharacterized. The coding region runs from base 1 to 534 and encodes 177 amino acids. The transcript has a single exon. The record is from RefSeq and is a predicted model, not a curated record. Lineage: Eukaryota; Viridiplantae; Streptophyta; Magnoliopsida; Ranunculales; Papaveraceae.
AUGGACGGUGUAAGACCAAUUCAAACUCCACUCAGUAUAAUUGGAGAUAUUUCAUCUGAUCGUAGCACUUUGCGCAAUGGCGCUACAGAAUACAGAAGCAUCGUUAGUGGUGAUUUACAAUAUCUAACAUUUACUCGUCUUGAUUUAGUUUAUGCUGUCAACAAGGUCUGUCAAUUCAUGAAUAAACCAACUGAGUUUCAUUGGGGUUUAGUUAGACUUAUAUUACGUUAUCUAAAACAUACUUUUACAUUUGGGAUACUUCUUAAACCACCAACCAAUAUACAAUUAUCAUUCACUGCUUAUACGGAUUCUGAUUGGGAUGGUUCAUUAGAUGAUCGUCGUUCAACAAGUGGCUAUUGUAUUUUCUUAGGUGGCAAUCUUAUUUCCUGGAGUGCUCAUAAACAGAAAACAGUGUCUCGUUCUAGUAUUGAAGUUGAAUAUCGUGGUCUUGCAAUUGUUGCUUCUGAGAUCAUGUGGAUUUCUUCUAUUCUUUCAGAAUUACAAGUAUCCACCAAAUGUCCUCAUGUUUUAUGA